AUGCUGGGAAAGAUUGCCCUCGAAGAAGCCUUUGCGCUGCCCCGCUUCUCCGAGAAGACGCGCUGGUGGGCUGGGCUAUUCGCGACUGAUGUGGAUAAGCACGUCGCCGAGAUUACGGAUGUGGAUUCUAUCCGGCUCAACUUUGCUGAGAAGCAUGGUGUGGGAUUGCAAAUUCUUUCUUAUACCGCGCCCGGCGUACAGGAUAUCUGGGACCCGGUUGAUGCGCAGAAACUAGCUGUGGAAAUCAAUGACUAUAUCGCGGAGAAGGUCAAGGCGCAUCCGGAUCGAUUUGCGGCUUUUGCCACCCUCUCCAUGCACGAUCCCCACGAAGCCGCCGCCGAACUCCGCCGCUGCGUCACCCAGCACGGUUUCCUAGGCGCCCUCGUCAACGACACUCAACGCGCCGGACCCGACGGUGACGACAUGAUCUUCUACGACAACGAGAAAUGGGACAUCUUCUGGCAAACCUGCACAGAGCUCGACGUCCCGCUGUACCUGCACCCACGUAACCCCACCGGUACAAUCUACGACAAGCUCUGGGCAGACCGGAAAUGGCUGGUCGGCCCCCCGCUCUCCUUCGCGCACGGUGUCUCCCUGCACACGCUGGGCAUGGUCACAAACGGCGUUUUCGACCGCCACCCCAAGCUGCAGAUCAUCCUGGGCCACCUGGGCGAGCACAUCCCCUUCGACAUGUGGCGGAUUAACCACUGGUUUGAGGAUCGGAAGAAGUUGCUUGGAUUGGCGGAGACGUGUAAGAAGACGAUUCGGGAGUAUUUUGCGCAGAAUAUUUGGAUUACGACGUCGGGGCACUUUUCGACGACGACGUUGAACUUUUGUUUGGCGGAGGUUGGGGCGGAUCGGAUUUUGUUUAGUAUUGAUUAUCCGUUUGAGACGUUUGAGGAUGCUUGUGGGUGGUUUGAUGCGUUGGCGAUUAAUGAGGUCGAUCGGUAUAAGAUUGGGAGGGAGAAUGCGAAGAAGUUGUUUAAGUUGGGGGAGUAUAAGGAUUGCAAUGCUUGA
Molecule: messenger RNA, 1017 nt
Organism: Penicillium daleae
Lineage: Eukaryota; Fungi; Ascomycota; Eurotiomycetes; Eurotiales; Aspergillaceae
Product: amidohydrolase family protein
Exons: 2
Coding region: 1-1017 (338 amino acids)
Biological process (GO): secondary metabolic process
Cellular component (GO): cytoplasm; cytosol
Molecular function (GO): hydrolase activity; carboxy-lyase activity
Source: RefSeq, a predicted model, not a curated record